Messenger RNA from Centruroides sculpturatus (bark scorpion), 1458 nucleotides. It is a transcript of the gene gammaSnap1, whose product is annotated as gamma-soluble NSF attachment protein-like. Gene Ontology annotation, molecular function: syntaxin binding; soluble NSF attachment protein activity. NCBI's taxonomy places the organism in Eukaryota, Metazoa, Arthropoda, Arachnida, Scorpiones, Buthidae. Bases 18 to 950 code for a protein of 310 amino acids. The transcript has 10 exons. Gene Ontology annotation, cellular component: vacuolar membrane; SNARE complex. Gene Ontology annotation, biological process: intracellular protein transport. The record is from RefSeq and is a predicted model, not a curated record.
GUGGCGUUUUCGCUAAAAUGGCGUCUGCGAAGAAGAUAGAUGAGGGUAACGAGUGCAUUAGAGAAGCAGAAAAACAUUUAAAAACUUCUCUUUUUAAAUGGAAGCCUGAUUAUGACAGUGCUGCAAAUGAAUAUUCAAAAGCAGCAACUUGUUUCAAGACCGUCAAGGCAUACGAGCAGUGUAAAGACGCAUUAAUGAGAGCUGCUGAUUGCUAUGCAAAAAACAGAUCAUAUUUUUCUGCUGCUAAGAGUUAUGAACAAGCAGCAUUCGUCUGUAAAGACAUGGAAGAUUAUCCAACAGUGAUUCACCUGAUUCAGAGGGCAUGUCAAUUAUUUCGUGAACAUGGAACUCCCGACACUGCUGCUAUAGUGUUAGAAAAAGGUGCUAAAAUGGUGGAGAAUAAAUUACCUGAUAGAGCUAUUGACCUUUAUAAUAAAGCAGCCGAAGUAGCUAUGCUAGAAGAUCGCCCUCGUCAAGCUGCCGAAUAUUUAUGUAAAUCUUCAAGAUUAUUAUUAAAGUAUAGACGUUAUGAUGAAGCAGCAGAAAACAUGACAAGGGAAUAUGAAUAUAAUCUGCAAGGAGACAAUCCGGCCGCAGCUGGAAGAUUAAUAGUUGCUCUUGUGUUAGUCCACUUGACAAGAGAAGAUUAUGUUGCUGCCAGUAAAAUCUACAAAGAAGGAGGAGGUUAUGUUGAGCGUGAAGAAACCAUGGUGUUGAACAGUUUAUUAGAUGGUUACGAUCAAGGAGAUGCUGAACAAAUGUAUUAUGCUUUAAAUCAUCCUUUCAUUAAACAUAUGGAUGUUGAGUAUGCAAAGCUUGCUCGUUGUCUUCAGGCAAGUUGCAUGAGUAAUCAGUCGACCACCAAAGCACAGGACAGUGCCGUCACAGAAGUUGGUGGAUCACAAGACGACCGACAUUCGGAUGAAGAAUUUUCUGGAGGAUUACUGUAAAUUCUUAAAACUGUAAACAUCUUCACUUCAUUCUAAUAAUAUUGACUAAUAUAUAUUUGACCUGAAGUAUUCUACUUAGUGAAUCGAUCGUCUUACGAUUAACUUAUCAAAAAUGCAUACAGUACGACAAUACUUUUAUAAUGUAUUCCUACUGAGUUUGUCAAAAUGACUUUCUGACAAAUUUCUAUGAUUGAGAGGCAAUCAAGAUUCCAUUUUAACAAAAUUGUUUUAUGUUACAUAGCUCUCUAUUUGUUGUUUAUAUAAUUAUUAUUGCAACAUUUUUGUUGCUUUGUAUGAUUAUUGUAUAUUAUAUAGAGAAGUAAAUGUAUUAAAUUAAAGUUAUUUAUUAAAUAUAAAAAAAUUAUUGUACUAAAUGAAUUGUAUGUUUUAUGCAGGUCAUUUUAUCAAUUUUUAGGAAUGAUAUUAUUUUCCAAAUUAGUUCUGACAUUAGAUAUUGUUCAUUGUAAAGAAAUUGAGAGAUGUAUUUAUCUUAAAUAAAUAGUAAUUA